Molecule: messenger RNA, 2115 nt
Organism: Aspergillus versicolor CBS 583.65
Lineage: Eukaryota; Fungi; Ascomycota; Eurotiomycetes; Eurotiales; Aspergillaceae
Product: Zn(II)2Cys6 transcription factor
Exons: 11
Coding region: 1-2115 (704 amino acids)
Biological process (GO): DNA-templated transcription; regulation of DNA-templated transcription
Molecular function (GO): DNA binding; zinc ion binding; DNA-binding transcription factor activity, RNA polymerase II-specific
Source: RefSeq, a predicted model, not a curated record
AUGAGUCUCCUGAACCAUGCCUGCGAUCGCUGCCGCUCCCGCAAGAUCAAAUGUAAGCCGGUGGCCGAGCUUGCCUGCGAAGCCUGCCAGGCCCACAACCAGUCGUGUCACUUUAGCUAUCGGAAGUACCCUCGCCGACGGAAUCCUGACAAACUCGUCCAAGUUUCUCCAACAACUUCCACGCUCGUCUCGCCGCUGCCAGUCCCCGGGCCAGAACGAGUUGCCGAGCAUCCGCAACUGUACAUUGAUUAUAUUUUGGAACGCAGCACUUCCCGCGAAAUACGCCGGCCCAGUAGCAACAACGACCAGUUGAAUACACUUCUCGGACCCAGCCCCAAUAUAUCCUUCUUUCCGGCCAAAAGAGUCCAUGCGAUCAACAGUCGUCUCGGCCACAAUCGCCUGGAGCUGCUGCUGAAAUCGAUUCGCGCAGUGAUCGCCUUGAAGCUCAAAUCCGUCGACCUGCCUAUAGGCGUCAAUCCUGACCAUGAAGACUCGACGUGUGAUGCUAAACGUGCACCCGAUUUGACAGACGGAUAUGUAGCGCAAGAGUGUAUAAAGACAUACAUGGAGCGAGUCCAUCCAUUCUAUCCCUUUCUAUGCCGCGAUGACUUUGAGAAGCGGGCUUCUGCACCCAACCUUGCCCAGAGCCUUGUUAUGGACAAGCCUUGGGCGUGUCUAUAUUAUGCCGUCCUCGCCGUCGGCUCUCAGAACCUUGGUGGUGGAAGCUAUGAGCCGAGAAAUGGGCCCUCCUGGGCCUACUUUGAGCAAUCCAAGUCCUUACUGCGAGAUAUCAUCUUCCUCCGAGGUUCGCUCACGUCCAUUCAGGCCCUGAUGUGCUUGGCAAUCUUCUGUCAACCAAUUUCUGGCUUCGGCCUCGAGGCUUUCAUGAUCGCGGAGGCGGCCGUGAUGGCCCAGAACCUUGGAAUUAACCGGUCCACGGCCGCGAUGGAUCAGCUAUCGACCCGAGUCUUCUGGGUCCUUUACUACAUGGAAAAGACAUCCUGCUUCGUGACGGGGAAAGUACCGACACUUCAAGAUCCCCAUAUCACCUGCCCCUUGCCGGCCAUGGAUGUCGGUGCGUUCGGCGAUUACGACUGGUUCUUCAGCUUCCUGCGAUACUCACGACUGAUCUCGAAAAUACAAAACCAACUCUUGACGAUUGCUUCGGUGCCAAAAUCCGUAGCUGUUUGCCACUCAAUGGUCGAUUCAUUGCAGUCCGAGCUGGAGAGCUGGCGGGAAUCAAUACCUCUUCGCUUUCGCCCGGGGGAGCCCCUUCGAUCACGAGUGCUGGCCGAGGAUAGAGCCAUCUCCAUGGCCCUUCGGACCCAUUAUUACUAUCACUAUGCCUAUUUGACCCUCACCUGGACCCUGCUGCACUGUAACGAUGAUGGCGCCGACCCGGCCCAGCAGCUCGGGCUCAAGACAGAGCUGAUGCAGACUGCUCGUAGUGUGCUUGAGCUUACCAGCUACAUUGAUGUCUCACCAUCAACCCCACUGUGGAUUCUAGCCCUGGUACCGCUCUGUGCCCUCAUGAUCCUGUUUGACCUGGUCAUCGACAACCCCAACCACAGCGAAACCAGUCUCAACCUGGCCUUGCUCGACAUUGCCAGCGGCCACUUUAGUCGUAUCGAGUACUCCAGUGAUGGAGCUCUCCCGGGUGGGCUAAUUUCUGAAUUUGCCCACCUUGCUCGGCAAUACGUGUCUGAUAUUCGGCACCACACCGGCAGAGAGCAUCUGGGCCCAUCUUUGUUCGGCCGCAUCCAGGGGCCCCAACCACAGUCAUUCUUCUAUGAGUCUGCAGCAAAUAGACAGCAGGAACUACCCAUAUCGCCUGCCCGGGAAGACACCAACGUCUGCUCGAAGAGCGCAUCAUACCCACCUGCCGCGGCUCUGGCACCGGUGCACCAACCAGCGGGGGCAGGGUCUGGGGUUUCCAGCUCUUUGAGUGACAUGACACCAGUAACUACGACUCAGGAUCAGCUUUUUUUCCCGUCCGUUGACGGGGAUAUGCAGCACCUGCAAUUUAUUGGCGUCGACUUGAUGGGCCUGUUCGAUCCUACUUAUCCUUUCAUCGGGUUCGAUCACCCCAUAAACGAUCCUCCCGGUCCGAUAUGA